Boleophthalmus pectinirostris (great blue-spotted mudskipper) is the source of this 1964-nucleotide messenger RNA. RefSeq names its product target of EGR1, exonuclease (gene toe1). Gene Ontology annotation, cellular component: Cajal body; cytoplasm. The record is from RefSeq and is a predicted model, not a curated record. NCBI's taxonomy places the organism in Eukaryota, Metazoa, Chordata, Actinopteri, Gobiiformes, Gobiidae. The transcript has 8 exons. Gene Ontology annotation, biological process: snRNA 3'-end processing. The coding region runs from base 174 to 1649 and encodes 491 amino acids. Gene Ontology annotation, molecular function: snRNA binding; 3'-5'-RNA exonuclease activity; metal ion binding.
GACCCAAAAGCACGUUGAAAUGUUUACGGUUUCUGCAUCUUCAAAUUGUAUAUUUUAUUUGACGUUUCACCUGCUCCAAAGUCUUAAUUAACUAACGCAACGCAAUAACUGUCUUAAAAAAGACACAUUUUUAGUGGCUUAAAUAUAAAGCUGCAGUACUAAGUUACAAAGUGAUGUCCUCCUUCGUAGUUCCAGUCAUUGAUGUUCACAAUGACAAUUUUAAGGAGCUUUGGCCUGCUAUGGUUGUUGCAUUGAAAACCUCUUCCUUUAUUGCUCUUGACACCGAGCUGAGUGGUCUUGGGAACAGGAAAUCUCUACUAGCUGAAUCUAUAGAGGACAGGUAUAAGGCCAUAUGUCAUGCUGCUCGCUCUCGCUCCAUCCUCUCUCUUGGUUUCGCAUGCUACAAACUACUAGACAACAAGCCUGCAGACUCGUACUUGGUCCAAGUGUAUAACCUGACUCUACUGUGCUCAGAGGAGUACAUCAUCGAGCCUCAGUCUGUGCAGUUUCUUGUGCAGCACGGCUUUGACUUCAAUAAACAGUAUGCUCAUGGGAUCCCUUAUCUCAAGGGCAAUAAUAAGGCAGGAUCUGACUACCAGGGGGUUCACAUCAGGGCUCUGUUCACUGAACUUCUGCGUGCUCGAAAACCAUUGGUGCUCCACAAUGGCCUCAUUGACAUGGCCUUUUUAUACCAGAGUUUUUAUGCUCAUCUGCCUGAGCAACUGGUGACCUUCACAGCUGAUCUGUCAGAGAUGUUUCCUGCUGGUAUUUACGAUACCAAAUAUGUCACUGAGUUUGAGCUCAGGCUAACAGCAUCCUACCUGGAGUAUGCCUACAAGAAAUGUAAACUGGAUAACAUUCGUGGUUUGGCCUCUGGAGCUGCUGGUCCUCAUGUCCAAGUGGAGUUCUGUCAGUAUAGCGGUCAUAUGUCCAGCUAUGUGGACUUCAGAGAGUGCCCAGAUGUAAUCUCAUCAGAGGGACAGACUGAAAUAUGUGAACGCUUCUCUGCUUUUGGUUGGUGUCCAAAUGGCACACAGUGUCCAUUGUCCCAUGACACUGACCUCAUUGUCCUCCAAGAUGAAAAGAACAAGGAGGAUAAAAGAAAAAAGAGGAAGCGACAAAGAAAUAAGAAGAAAGGAGGAGAGAAUACAGAGGAUUCAUCUAUUUUUGAAGGUGCACCAGAAAACAAAAUACCCCACAUGGAAAUAGAUGUCCAAGAACAGUCUAUCGAUGGGCCUGUUGCAAAUAAGACAGAUGAAAACAAAUCUGUUACAACCAGCCACCUCCCAGACCUCCCAGCUGAUACUGACAAUAGUGUAGAAAGCAUGAAUAAAGAUGUAUUGAAAAAGUCCCCUAUCCUCUCACCACAGAAAAAGAAACAAGACACAGGGACACACAGGGCUGGGUUUGAUGCUUUUAUGACAGGAUACAUAUUUGCUCAUUCUUGUGUCACUGACCGAAAAACUGAGGAGGGGGCGACUAGGAGUGAACAACCAAAGCAGGACAUACAACAGUGGCUUCCUAGUUGUCUCAAUAAGGUGUACCUCAGCGGCAAAUCUGUCCCACUAAACAUAGUCAAAAGCACCUUUGCCAAGUCAUCCAAAGCACAUGUGCAAAAAAUGGAGAGAGUGUGGGAAUCAAGACAGUAGUGGUUUUGAAUUUAACUUUUCUUUUUUGUUUAAUUCUGUUUUAGUCAUGCCAUAAUGCACCUUUGUUCACUUUUUUCCUUCACAAUUAUGACUCGAUACAAUACUGGAUUAUAACAAACGAUUAAGACCUUCAAAUUAAUUUAUAAACAGGUUGGUUUAAGAAAGUGUAAAUUAUAUUGUGCAACAAAGAUCACAAAAUACAUCUUAAUUUUGUAUUGUAGUGCAUGCUUGUAGCUUUUCUGUAAAUUUUGAGACUAUUUCUUACAUUUUACACUUUAAGCAACAUGCCAACAAAUAAAACUUUUUUUCUCUUUA